Messenger RNA from Hibiscus syriacus, 996 nucleotides. RefSeq names its product peroxidase 66-like. Gene Ontology annotation, molecular function: heme binding; peroxidase activity. Gene Ontology annotation, cellular component: plant-type cell wall; plasmodesma. NCBI's taxonomy places the organism in Eukaryota, Viridiplantae, Streptophyta, Magnoliopsida, Malvales, Malvaceae. Gene Ontology annotation, biological process: response to oxidative stress; hydrogen peroxide catabolic process. The record is from RefSeq and is a predicted model, not a curated record.
AUGGCUAUCUUUUCACCGAGCAAGCUCUCUCUUUUGUUGAUUUUCCUUGUAAUGGCGGUUCCACGUUCAAAAGCGGCGUUGGAUGCAUAUUACGAUCGAACAUGUCCCCAAGCUGAGAAAAUCAUACAAGACACCGUACGGAACGCUUCCAUGUUCGAUACUAAAGUCCCUGCUCGAAUUCUCAGGAUGUUCUUCCAUGACUGUUUCAUAAGGGGAUGCGAUGCAUCGGUGUUGCUAGACUCUACUCCACAAAACCAAGCCGAGAAAGACGGCCCUCCCAAUAUCUCUCUCCGAGCAUUCUACGUUAUCGACGAUGCGAAGACCAAGCUCGAGUCAACGUGUCCGGCGACGGUUUCCUGCGCCGAUAUAAUCACCGUAGCAGCAAGAGAUGUAGUGGCAAUGUCUGGAGGGCCUUACUGGAAUGUACUUAAAGGAAGGAAAGAUGGAAGAGUUUCCAAAGCUUCCGAAACUAUAAACUUACCGGCACCAACUUUCAAUGUUUCAACACUCAUUCAAAGCUUUUCCAAGAGAGGUUUAGGGGUUAAAGAUCUGGUGGCUCUAUCCGGUGGUCACACCCUCGGAUUCUCACACUGCUCUUCGUUCGAAGCUCGGCUUCAUUUCAGCUCGGCUCACGACGUCGAUCCCAGUAUGGACCCUGUAUUUGCAAAAACUCUGAGGAAGCAAUGCCCGAAGCCGAAUACGGAUCGAAAUGCAGGACAGUUCCUGGACUCUACGGCAUCAACUUUUGAUAAUAACUACUACAAACAAGUAGUGGCAAGGAAAGGUGUGUUCGGGUCUGAUCAAGCACUGUUCAGUGACUACAGGACUAGAUGGUUUGUUGAAUCGUUUGCCAAUGAUCAAAGCUUGUUCUUCCGUGAAUUUGCUGCAUCAAUGGUGAAACUUGGAAAUGUAGGGGUGAUGGAAGAUGGAGAAGUGAGGUUGAAUUGCCGAGUGGUGAAUUGAGGCUCAGAGAUCAAGCGGCAAUAAGACAUUUUU